AUGCCGCUCUCCAGCAGGCGUCGCACGCGCCGCAACGAUGUUCGCCUACAAGAAACAUCCGACGCGGAGGCCCCGGAUUCUUCUCCCAGCCGUCCGGCUAGCAAGAAGCGCAAGGUUGAGUCAAGACCGCCUUCAGGCCAAGUUCACACUCCAGAACCUACUAAUGCUGACGAUGCCGACCGCUCGUCGCCGGAUAAUGAUCUAUCGGCAAAUCAGGAUCUAGUCGAGACCGUCAUUGCGUCGCUGAAUGUUGCGAGGGAGGAGGUCAACGUGGUGCGUGAUCAUUCCAAUACCAGAGCCGAGAAUAAGCAGUCGAUCCGGGCAUAUGCAAAAAUCGCCGGCCGUGACUGGACCUACUACGUCAAAAGCCUACAUGUCAACAUUGGACGCCCUCCAGAUCGGGACCAGAAACUCGACGAACAGUCCAGUCCGGUCACAAUCGCCGCCCGUGCACUACCAGAGGUGCAUGUAGACCUGGGCCCAAGUAAAUUUGUGUCGAGGCUACAUGCCGAGGUAUUUUUCGAUGGCGAAGAGUCUGCUGCAUGGCGCAUUCGGGUCAACGGUCGCAACGGAGUACGAGUCAACAAUACGAUGUUGAAAAGAGGAUCGGACGGGGUGUUGAAGUGUGGUGACAUUAUUGAAAUCGCCAACACUCAAAUGAUGUUCGUCACGCCGGGCGACAAAGCCACCAUUCAUCCCACAUUUGUUGAUCGUGCUCAACGGAUUGCUGCCGGCGAAGAAGUGCCCUGGGACGCCUCGCACCAUGCUCACCCCUCCCAGGAUGCCCAAGCUGGUCGUCAGAACGAGAAUACCGCCCACACGAUAGCUACUUCCGGUGCUUCGACAGGGAAACCAUCGCUGGCACCUGCACCCCAAUUCCUGAAGCGCCAGGUUACUCCUCCUCCACGGUCUCCCGACACCGCCGGUGGACAUACCGCCAAGCAAUCCCCAUUGUAUAAUCGUGGUAUGAUGAUGGAAAGCACCGAAGAAAUCGACUACAGCCAAGAUUCUGCCAAAGAUCUCAAGCCACCGUACAGCUACGCCACCAUGAUCGCGCAGGCCAUCUUUUCAAGCGAGGAGGAGAAGCUUACAUUGAACAGCAUUUAUCAGUGGAUAAUGGAAAAAUACGCCUUUUACCGCCAUUCUCAGAGUGGCUGGCAAAACUCGAUUCGACACAAUUUAUCGCUCAAUAAAGCAUUUCAAAAGGUUCCACGGAGGACGGACGAACCAGGAAAGGGCAUGAAGUGGAUGAUUGCAAUGGAAUAUCGCCAAGAAUAUUGGAAGAAGCAACUUCGAAAGGGCAAUAACUCAUCGGCACCAUCUUCACCAGCUACUAAAGAACCUUCCUCAUCUCGCGGUACAAAUGGACAGGCUGGUUCUAGUUACGAAGGCAUAUUCUCUGCCACCAAAACCUCCCCCCAAGCGCCAUCACCUGGGUUUAGCUCAUUCUCGGUAGCCCCUGUUGAAGCUUACACUCCGGAGAGGGGCUCAAAGCUCGGACGAUCAGCACCUGACCUUCCACGCAGUGGUAAUGCCGAUUAUGAAGAGCCUUCUCCUCUUCCGACGCGAACACGCCACAACGGGGUCGCAGCAAACCGUGCCUAUGGUCUUUCUGACAAUGCGGCCGGUUCGCCUCCCGUCUUGUCUUCGUCGUACUAUGAUGAGGGACCAUCGUCGAUGAUCACCCCAGCUCCACAGCGACAGCAGCCUCGUCUGCCACCUCCCAGCACUGCACAAAUACCUUCCAAGUUCAUGCCCAUGAGCUCCCCGGCGCAAUUCUGGAAGUUUGCUGAUAUCGGGAGCACACCGGCGCGGCCGGUACCCGAUAUGAGCCCGUUGAAAGCAGGUGUUGGGGCGUUGGGUGAUGGGUUGAUGCCGAGCAGCAGUCCUCCUCCAGCGAACCUUGGAAGUCCUAGCAAGCCCGGUAUAUUGAGCGGAAGGACACUCGCACCAAUCAAGAGGGAGGAAGAGCACGAUAUUCAGCCCGCUCGAGCAGGUCCAGAUGAGGAUGAGGAGGAAGACGAAGGAUUUGAUUUGGCUCGGGGCUUUCAACCAAUCGGAUCUUAUCAUCGACAAAUCAACAAUUCGGCGCGAGCAAGCGCUACAUCUUGA
Talaromyces proteolyticus is the source of this 2112-nucleotide messenger RNA. Its product is annotated as putative forkhead transcription factor Fkh1/2. The record is from RefSeq and is a predicted model, not a curated record. Gene Ontology annotation, biological process: regulation of transcription by RNA polymerase II. The coding region runs from base 1 to 2112 and encodes 703 amino acids. Gene Ontology annotation, molecular function: RNA polymerase II cis-regulatory region sequence-specific DNA binding; DNA-binding transcription factor activity, RNA polymerase II-specific; protein binding. Lineage: Eukaryota; Fungi; Ascomycota; Eurotiomycetes; Eurotiales; Trichocomaceae. The transcript has 3 exons.